ACCGAGCUGUCGAGGGCUCCGCGUCCAAAACACGGCUGCCGAUCAGAACGGUAUUUCCUGCCGAACCGCUUCACCCUCUGCAAGCUGCUCCUGCCUUACGCCUCUUUCUCCCCCCCUCCGAGUUAGCAAACCCCGACGGCCGGGGGUCACACGGCGCUCGGGCGGCUUCUCGGGGAUGGGGCAAUGCCAGCGGGCGCGGUGGUGCCAGACGGGGCUGGAAGGCAAUGGCAGAGCCCGUUCUUGUCAGCGGGCCCCCACGCUCGCGGUCUCGCUGCUCUGCAGUGAGCGCGCCCUCGCUGAUGGGCGUGCGAAGGUUCCUCGGCCGCCGCCGGUGGUCUUCAGGGGAGGGCUUGUAACGAAUUUGAAAGUGCAAGUCACGGAGCCUCUUCUCCAAAGUCCUUCUUCUCAAAUCUGAGCUGCUUAACUUGUACCUCUGAAACAGCUUAGCUUGGGGUUUUGCCUUCUGAUGGCAGCACUCUGUGCACGGCAAUGAGAAGACUUGACUAGAAUUUGACAAUGGAGGCAAAAUCCAUAGUUAUCGGCGUGGAGGGGAUGACGUGCAAUUCCUGUGUUCAAACCAUUGAACAACAUGUCGGGAAGAUGAAUGGUAUCCAUAACGUUGAAGUAUCUCUAGAGGAUAAGAAUGCAGUCGUCGUUUAUGACUCAAAACUGCAGACUCCAGCAACACUGCAGGAAGCAAUAUAUGACAUGGGAUUUGAUGCUACAAUACCUGAUUCGAACCCACAACCUGUUUUACUUGACACUAUUUUUCUUACCAUUCCUACUCAGUCAGCUCUAACACCUAAACAGAUUUGUAGUACACUACUAAAGAACAAAGGUAUCAUGGAUGUUAAAAUGUCCUCCGAUCAAAAAACUGCAGUGGUGACUUUCAUUUCUUCCCUUAUAAAUGGCAAGCAGAUUAUCCAUAUGGUCCCAGGAGUAGAUUUAAAUAUCUCGGCACCAGAGGUAACGCCUGGAACUUGUGAAGAUUCCAGCUGGUCACAAGCAAGUAGCGUUGUGCUGCGCCUGAAAGUAGAGGGGAUGACCUGUCAUUCCUGCACCAGCACCAUUGAGGGGAAGAUUGGCAAAUUGCAAGGGAUUCAGCGGAUUAAAGUGUCCCUGGACAAUCAGGAAGCUGUUGUUGUCUACCAGCCUCAUCUAAUCACAGCAGACGAAAUAAAGCAUCAAAUUGAAGCUGCGGGUUUCACGGCAUCUUUCAAAAAGCAGCCUAGACCCCUCAAGCUCAGUGCUAUUGACCUGGAAAGGUUGAGGAAUACUCAGACCAAAGGCUCUGAGACAGCACCGAGAGAAAACUUGAAUGUGAAUGAUACAAAGACAGUUGUCUUCAGAAUUGAUGGCAUGCACUGCAAUUCAUGUGUCCUCAAUAUUCAGAGUACCGUAUCAGCACUCCCAUCAGUAACAAGUAUAGUUGUUUCAUUAGAGAAGAAAUCUGCUGUUAUAAACUAUAACCCAAAGUUAAUUAGCAUAGACAUGCUGAGAAAAGCCAUAGAGGCAGUGUCUCCAGAGACAUUUAAAGUCAGCCUUCCUGACGAAUAUGAAAACGUAGCACUUUUCCCCACACUGGCAUCCCCACUGAAGUCUCCUCAUCCAGCUCUGAAGGAUGCUAGCCAGCCACUUACUCAAAUUGUUGUGAUAAAUAUUGAGGGAAUGACUUGCAACUCUUGCGUGCAGUCCAUCGAGGGAGUCGUAUCCCAAAAGGCGGGUGUAAAAUCUAUUCAUGUCUCUCUCACAAAUCGUAAUGGGACUAUAGAAUAUGACCCUCUGCAAACGUGCCCAGAAGACUUGCGGUCCUCUAUAGAGGAUAUGGGAUUUGAUGCAUCUUUAUCAGCCGAGGCAGAACUACCUGUGGCAGGAGCUCAGCCCUCGCCCGAAGUGCAGUUGGAAUCUCACAAAACUGAGCCUCCCUCCAGCAUGUCACCAACCCACCUUGCUAGACAAGAGACAAAAACUAUAUCGAAGUGCUACGUCCAAGUCACAGGAAUGACAUGUGCUUCGUGUGUGGCCAACAUCGAGAGAAAUCUGAGAAGAGAAGAUGGAAUACAUUCGAUACUUGUUGCCCUAAUGGCAGGAAAGGCAGAAGUGAGGUAUAAUCCUGCCGUCAUACACCCUUCAGCUAUUGCCGAGCUCAUACGGGAACUGGGAUUUGGAGCUACUGUGAUGGAAAAUUGUGGGGAAGGAGAUGGAAUUCUGGAACUUGUUGUGAGAGGAAUGACGUGUGCUUCUUGCGUACACAAAAUAGAAUCCACCCUCAUGAAGACAAAUGGUGUUUUAUACUGCUCGGUAGCUCUUGCAACCAACAAAGCACACAUUAAGUAUGAUCCUGAGAUUAUAGGUCCUCGAGAUGUUAUACAAGUGAUAAAGGAUUUAGGUUUCACUACUUCGUUAGUCAAAAAAGAUAGAUCUGCUAGUCACCUAGAUCACAAGCAGGAAAUAAGGCAGUGGAAAAGGUCUUUUGUUGUGAGUCUCGUUUUCUGUAUUCCUGUCAUGGGGCUGAUGAUUUACAUGAUGGUUAUGGACAGUCAGCUUUCAGAUGCUCACACACGUCACAACAUGAGCAGUGAGGAAAUGGAAGCCCUUCACUCCUCUAUGGUCCUGGAAUACCAGCUCCUACCAGGAUUGUCUGUCAUGAAUUUUGUGUCAUUUUUACUCUGUGUCCCUGUACAGGUAUUUGGAGGCUGGCACUUCUAUAUACAGGCGUACAAAGCGCUGAAGCACAGAACUGCAAAUAUGGAUGUGCUCAUUGUUUUGGCAACCUCCAUUGCCUUCCUCUACUCGUUUGUUAUCCUUCUAGUGGCAAUGGCUGAGAAAGCAAAAACAAACCCUGUAACUUUCUUUGACACACCUCCUAUGCUGUUCGUGUUCAUCUCAUUGGGCCGGUGGCUAGAGCAUGUUGCAAAGGGUAAAACAUCAGAAGCACUGGCAAGACUAAUUUCAUUACAAGCUACUGAAGCUACUAUUGUUACCUUGGGCCCUGGUAACGUUCUUUUAAGUGAAGAGCAAGUUGAUGUCGAACUGGUUCAACGAGGUGACAUUGUCAAAGUGAUCCCGGGAGGCAAAUUCCCAGUGGAUGGUCGUGUUAUCGAAGGCCACUCGAUGGUAGACGAAUCUCUUAUCACAGGUGAAGCGAUGCCUGUGACUAAAAAACCUGGCAAUACAGUUAUUGCAGGUUCUAUUAACCAGAACGGAUCGCUGCUGAUCUCAGCAACCCAUGUCGGAUCUGAUACAACUCUUUCCCAGAUUGUUAAACUUGUGGAGGAGGCCCAGACCUCAAAGGCUCCUAUCCAGCAAUUUGCAGACAAACUUAGUGGCUACUUCGUUCCUUGUAUUGUGGCUGUCUCUGUGGUUACCCUUUUUGCCUGGAUUAUAAUUGGAUUUGUGGAUUUUGAAAUCAUAGAAAAAUACUUUCGGGGUUACAAUAAGAGCAUUUCUGCAGCCGAGGUGAUAAUCCGCUUUGCUUUCCAAGCCUCCAUCACAGUCCUGUGUAUCGCGUGCCCCUGUUCUCUGGGGUUAGCCACCCCGACAGCUGUGAUGGUUGGUACUGGAGUAGGAGCUCAGAACGGCAUACUGAUCAAAGGCGGAGAGCCGUUAGAGAUGGCACACAAGGUGAAGGUGGUUGUAUUUGACAAAACAGGUACUAUUACUCACGGGACUCCAGAAGUGAUGCAGGUGAAGUUUCUGGUGGAGGGUAACCAACUACCACAUAAUAAAAUGCUGGCGAUAGUGGGGACUGCGGAGAGUAAUAGCGAGCAUCCUCUUGGAGUAGCAAUAACAAAGUACUGCAAAAGGGAACUGGACUCGGAAACCCUUGGGACAUGUGCAGAUUUUCAGGUAGUUCCGGGCUGUGGCAUUAGUUGUAAAGUCACCAAUAUUGAAGCAUUGCUCUACCGGAAAAAUAAAAUGGUUGAAGAAAAGAAUAUUAAAAAUGUGACACUUGUGAAAAUUGAGGAAAAUAUGGACGAAUCCGUGCAGCCUGCUUUGAUUAUUGAUGCUGAACUACCAACUGCUAUGAGUUCUCAGAAAUACUCUGUUCUCAUUGGGAACCGGGAGUGGAUGAAUAGAAACGGCCUCCUUGUUACAAAUGAAGUCGAUAAAGCCAUGAUGGAACAUGAGCGAAGAGGUCGCACAGCAGUUCUAGCAGCCGUUGACGGAGUGCUUUGUGGCUUGAUAGCUAUUGCUGAUACUGUGAAACCAGAAGCUGAGCUGGCAGUCUGCACUUUGAAGAGCAUGGGAUUAGAGGUUGUCCUAAUGACUGGUGACAACAGCAAAACAGCAAGAUCUAUUGCCUCUCAGGUUGGCAUCACCAAAGUGUUCGCAGAGGUUCUUCCCUCCCACAAAGUAGCCAAAGUGAAACAGUUACAAGACGAAGGAAGACGGGUGGCCAUGGUUGGAGAUGGUAUCAAUGACUCCCCAGCUCUUGCAAUGGCCAAUGUGGGCAUUGCCAUUGGCACAGGCACUGACGUGGCCAUUGAGGCAGCUGAUGUGGUUCUAAUUAGGGAUGACCUGAUGGACGUGGUAGCAAGUAUAGAUUUAUCAAGGAAAACUGUGAAAAGGAUCCGGAUCAACUUUGUCUUUGCUCUAAUUUAUAAUCUCAUCGGUGUUCCCAUAGCCGCUGGUGUCUUCCUGCCCAUCGGUUUGGUUUUGCAGCCCUGGAUGGGAUCUGCAGCAAUGGCUGCCUCCUCCGUUUCUGUUGUGCUUUCUUCUUUGCUGUUAAAGAUGUACCAGAAACCAAGUUCUGAGAAACUCGAGUUCCGGGCCCGCGGCCAAAUGCGGCACAAGAGCUCGUCAGAAAUCAGUGUCCACAUCGGAAUUGAUGAGGCUGGGACGGGCUCUCCUAAACUGAGCUUAAUGGAUCGAAUCAUCAAUUACAGUAGAGCCUCUAUAAACUCGCUCUUUUCAGACAAGCGUUCAGUGAGCAGCAUAGUUCUUAAUGAACCAGAUAAGCAUUCGCUUUUGGUGGGAGAUUAUGGAGAAGAUGAUGACACGGCAUUGUGAAAGACUCGCCCCUCUCCUCCCAGCCCUGCUAAGCAGAAAAAAAAGCCCUGAAGCAAAACGAAAACACAACCAAAAGAGCUGGCUAGAAGUCUGUGCAUGUACUGAUCGUUUCUGGAGGUCUUUUCAGAUGUAUUUCUUCUUUAUGUAGAAAGCUAGUUUAUUUGCGAUUUAUUUCCAGGGUUUGUUUUGUUUUUUUUUUUUUAAACCAGACUUACCAAAAAAACCUGCUGCAGGGGCUGCUAAUACUUGCAAACAGGGCCGUGUUACCAUUCCAUGAAGCUUGCAGUAUAGCUUUUUUUUUUUGGCAAAAUGUCAAAACACAAUUAGGGAAACUAAGGAACCAGAAACUUAUUUCCCAGCCUUAUAACAGGCUACUUUAUGCAUAGUCAAGUUUAGUACUGUGAUAAAAAUACUCUAAAUUAUUGCAUCUGCAAAAAUACCGAAGGUUCUGUGUUUGCAGAUAGAUGUGCCUUACUUCAAAACUUCCAGGACCCCUCUUGUUUCCAUAGUCUGCCUUCAACCCGAAAUGGUUGCUCGCAAAUGCCUUUUCCUUUGACAGACAUCUGAUUCCAGCUUUCCACACUCCUAGCUUCAAAUCAUCUCGCCAUUUGUGAUCUGGAUUCCUGCCAGGCGGAGAUCACUGAGAGGUUUUGGGUUUGCUUUCUGACAUCCUACCCACGUUUUCACUCUAUACAUCCGUGCCCCAGUACGCUCCUCCUAAGACUGGCUGCUUAAAGGUUGAAUGUGUCGGGAGGUUCGCUCGCUCCCAGCCUCUCCAGAGCCAAAAACUCCUGCAACACCUCAACGCGGUAUGAAUGUGAUGUGGCAUUAGGCGAAAUGUGUAGCUUUUUAAGAAGGCGGCAACGUAGUUAGUGCUCACUGCCAGUAUCUACUAGCACUCCUUAAAUGAGCCGGAAUGGUUUGGACGCCGUCACGUAGACUACCAUUAAAAUCGUUACAGUCCAGUCUUUGCAGAUAUCUAACGCCAUCCAGGAAUUUAUCAUGUGUCAGGUACUCCGUAACGUCACUUGCUUGUAAAGAUAAGUGUCGUGUCUGUAUACAGGGAUGGUCCAGAAUCCACUCCAUAGACUGAUCCAAUCCUCCUUUGCUUGGGGUGUUCAGGUCCAGCUUUGUGAAUUCAGCCUUCGUUUGUUACUGACCUGAAAUAUCAGAAUGCAGGUUUUGAUCAGUAAAUCAUUAACAUUAAAAAAAUAUUCUCAGUGAGAGAUAAAGGUGUUCAGCACCCAGUAGCUACCUGUUUGUUACUUAAUAAACCUUGCUCUUCAAGUCCUCUGCCAAGACAGCUCUCUGAAGCGAUUACUAGGUUCGAUGGCGUUGAAUUAAGUUACGAAUUAGAGUCCACGGUGUAAACGUGAUUCCAAUUUGUGCUUCUAGAGAGGGAAUACUCAGUUUGGAGCACGGUAAAGACACCUCUGUAAUGUUCUUGUUCUUAACCUGAAGUCCGAGGUCAGCGCAUAGGUUGUGUAUGUAAGAAGUCGGAAGUAAAUAGCUCUUGCGUUUUAUCUGAGAACUACCAGAAGAUACCAGCGUAGGAAAACAGAGGAGUUGUGCUGGGGAAUAGGUUGUUAGUAAAUCAGCGAUGCCUGUUACGUUGCAGUGAGGAGAGCACCACCGUUGUUUGCUGCCACUAGCUGAAGAAACCAAGUAUUUCUGUUGCAGGAUUUAAGUUCUUAAUAUCGCUACAGGAAUAUAGAUUUUUUUUUUUAAUUAGAUUAUUACAAUAUGUUCAAGUCGUACUGUUAGGAAAUGCUGAGAUACGCUACUGCAAAGCCAUUCCAUAAGAUGUUGUUCUCAGCUUUCAGCAGCAAAGCUGUUCCUUACAAAGCAGUUACCUUAAACAGCUUGAUCGUAUUGCGGUGGCUUCAGCGCCUCGCGACCGUGCAAGCAGUUUCCAAAGAUUUCAGUUCUCUUGUUUAUCCACCCUCGUUCUCAGUGGUGUUCUUGGCAAGGUUCUGCCGAUGAAAGGGAAGUAUGGUACAUAUUUUUGCCUGGAUUGUGCUGACGGGUGGUCUUAAUCGUGCAGCGAAGAGAGAAGGCAGAUCCCAGCACGCUUUUGGAUGGGAGUUUCGCUACUGCAGGCGCUGGCCCAGCCCCUGGUUAUGGGAUAUAUGGCAUGUAAAGGACAGGCGUCAUGCUCUUACUGCAGCAAACGGUGGUUUAGGGCUAAAUUCCUGGUCGGUAGAUAAAGCAGAAUGAAGAGUUUGUUAAAUUAUUUCCGAAUAUAUUUUUUAGAGCACUUUGGCUUCAACCUUUUGCAGUGCAAACUGUACGUAGGUUGAACGCUUACAGUGGAAUGCUGGGUCUAUCACCAACUUUUUUCCCCAAUAUAGAUGUUUUUCUAGGCUUUUCCAUUUUCUAUGAAACGCAGCAUUUCUUCCAGUUACAGCAAAAUCAGGCUGCUUUGCAAAACCAGGAUACUUAAUGGGGAGCAGAGAUGAUUACUGGGGAACAGGAAACAGUAAAGUGCAGUGGGGUGGCAGCUCCUAAGUACAGUCAGAGGAAAAAGCUCGAGAGAGAGAGGAAAUAGCUAAGCUUAAGACCAGUGUUAGCUCAAGAAAUGAAUGGGUAUAAGAUGGGUGAGCUGAGACAAAGCUUUUUAACAAGUAGGGGGUUCUGAGACAGCUUCUCAUAGUGCGGUGGAGAGCAAAUCGCUGUCAUGUGUCUGGAAGAGGCUCGCAUGAAGCGAUGCCAGCAAACGCCGUGGGCAGGAAGUCCCUUUCAAUCCAGUUUUCCUCUUCAGGAAAAUCUGUCUGGACUUGCCUUUUGAACUUGAAUUUAGUACACAGUGCGUCUGAGUAACAUACAGCUGAUUAAGAAAUUCAGAGUCCAGACCUUUGAAAAUAGGUUGUCUGUCCAACACCGCCCCCACCCCCCAAAGGCAUGACGCUGACUUAAAGAAUAUUUAUCUUGUGAUUAAAAUAUUAUCUAAGGUGCUUUAUGUUGAAGAACCAAAAUAUUUUUCAGUUUGAAUGUACAGUGCAAGCGAAAUAAUGUGGGAGCUAAGUGUUUUCCCUAAUGUAAAUGUUCUAAUGUGUAAAUAUGUUCCUCCCGUCGGAGACAGUCUAGAUUCGGGAAUUUAAAAUAUCGCUUGGAAACACACAGUUACAAAGGAAAUUGUAUUACUAGUUUGUCUAUUUUAUUGUUUUCUGUAACUAGCUAUUUAUAAAACCUGUGCUCUAUUUAAAGAAACAAAGUACAUACGCUCGAGGCUUUAAAAAUUGCUCUUUGAAUCUUACCGAUAAACUUUUAAGAGUAGACACUUGAAAUUUUAUAUGAAAAAGAAUGUGAAGCUGACAGAACACAAUGGAAGCAAGCAUUUUAUUUAUUAAAAACUCUGUGUUUUCUUGCCUAGAACUUCCAACGAAAUGUUUUGAACUUGAGAUUUUUUUAAUUCACUUUUGGAAUGAAGAAUGGAGAGAUGAACGCUGUUGUGGAGCGUUCAGUUAGCGCUGUUAUUUCCUUACAUCUAGAAACGCGUAGUCUCACACUUCCUAUUCCUUCAAGCCUGUGCCUCCAUCAUUAUCAUGGCAAUUAUAAGCUAUAUAAUAAAAGUGUAACAGCCAAAGCCUGUUUUAAAUCGUG
Molecule: messenger RNA, 8616 nt
Organism: Phalacrocorax carbo (great cormorant)
Lineage: Eukaryota; Metazoa; Chordata; Aves; Suliformes; Phalacrocoracidae
Source: RefSeq, a predicted model, not a curated record